CGCCGACGGGGAGCCCGGGGAGCCCGGGGCGCGGGCGGCGCCGCGGGCGGUAAUGGCGGCGCGGCGCGGCCGCCCCGUCGCGGCUCGGCGGCUCACCUUCACGCGGCUCACGCUGGCCUCUAGACGCAGCUGCUGCACCACCUUCUUCAUGGCCGCCACGUUGGAGGAGCCCGACAUGGUGGGCGCGGGCAGGAGCGGCGGGCAGCGGCAGGCGGGCACACCCAGCCCCAACUUUCCGGCGCGUCCCAAACUCUCCCGCCCGGCGGCGCCUGCGCAACCGCCGCGCGCCCGGGGCCGCCAACGGCCGCCGCCGCGGGGGGCGCUGCCGGGAGCCUCAGCGGCAGCCGGCGCCGCGCUGGGGCGGUGCUGCGGGCGCGGAGAGGGGCGCGGAGGCGCGCGGUGCUCGCGGGCGGCCCGGGGGCGCCGGCCCGGCCCUGCCCUGCCCUGCCCCGCCCCCGCGGUUGCGCUGCCGGGCGCUGGCGGAGGCCGAGGCCGAGGCGCCCGUGUGAGACUCGCGCCGCCACACCUGACGAGGGCCCGCUGCGGGGGGUCCUCAGGAGGUUAACGGGCCCUGGCUCUCCCGUGGCCGAGCCCGUACUUCCGGGGAAGGUUGAAUUACUGGGAAAUGCGGUGCCUGAUGCUGGGGCCCUGAAUGCUCCCACGGUGCGUCCGAUGGCACAAUCUUACAUUUCUGUGUUAGGUUUCCAAUUGCUUCCUGAGAAAAGGCCCCUGAAACUGAGGAAACACAAAAAUGGGUUUUUUUUUUUUUUCGUUAUCUGUAUGGCAGAUUAGAUGAAGAAACAAUAUUCAGUCCAAGCGGAUGAAGCCUGGAAUAAUGAAAUGGAGUGAAAGUUACUGAUACAAAAUGCAAGAUCUUGCAUCUCUAUAGGCCUAAUAAGAAGAAUGUCUUCUACACCCUGGAAUGUCUUUGGUUGACACUGAGGAGAAGUGACUGGAUGUGCUAGCCAGGUCAUUUGUGAAUGCUCAUUGCAGUGUAGUCAUGAAAAGGACAUAGACCCUUUUAAGUAGAUUUUUCCUACGGACAGGAAGAAAUCUUAAUUGCACUGUACAGAACGUGGGUGAGACCUCAUCUGGAAGGUCUGGUCACUUACAUUGAAGGCAACCUGAAUUAGAACUAGAAGGGGCGCAAGGAAGAGCCGUUAAGACGAUAGGGAGAGCAGAGAGUUUGUUGAAACUAGCAAAAUGGAAGUGGAGAGGAGGGGCAACUGCUCUCCAAAUACAAGCACGGUAAACCCAAGGAAGAAGAGCUGCUCGUGUGAAAGGACACGUGCGACGGGUGAGUUUUUACCUGUGUAGGACAUCCAGCUAGGCUGAAACCCAGCAGGUUUGUAAGUGAUGGAAUAGUGUGAUUCUGGAACAGCCCUCAAUGAGAGUGCUGAGAAAAAUCCUAAAAACGCUGGGGUGGAGCCAGGGCAGCUUACGGAAGGAUUUUUCCAACAUGGUUGCCCGAUACGGUCGAGCUGCUUUGAAAUACUGUAUUUGGCCAGUGUAAUGUGAAAUGUGAGGUAUUAUAUGCAUGCCUUGGCUUCGGUUCACUGUAAUUGUCCUCUUACUAAAGAUAAAUCCAGACCUUGCAAGAAUCCCAUUUUGUGCCUUUAGAUACAUGAUGCAGUUGUAUAGAAAAUUAUAUGCAACUGAAGUGUUUUUAGACAAGGACAAAGAAUGUUAGAGGAAGUACUCCAGGGCAGAUCCCGGCAGAGCUGCGUGGCUGUGAUUGUGUUAUUCACCGAGUUACUUAGGUGAUCCUCGCUUCUGCAGGAGGUGUGGUGAGCCUGUUUGUCCACAGUUAGCUAGAAGCUUUCGGCCUCAGUCCAGAAAAAGCUUUUUUAUUCUUAGAAGUGGAAGAGAAAAAAGGUAAAUUAAAAUAAAAGAAAUUAAUGGAAUAGCCUCUCCCAUAACAGAUUUAUCAUGGAACUCAUUCUUAAAGAAUGCUUAGAUCAAAAAGAAAAUUAAAAAGUCCAUCCGGCAUCCACUGUGAUCAAAUGUGGGGAUCAAUAUGUUGUUCAGUCGAAUGAGACCUCCAACAUCACAGUUGGUGGAGCUUCAUGUUUUUUAUGUCCCGGAAGAAGUGUGGAACUUCAAGCUGAAUACAGUUUCUGCAGCUCUUUCUAGUAAAUUCAUCUCAGCUGGAUUUAUAAGGGUGUCUCCUCACAUCACACUAAGAGUGCUGCGGGAGAAGCUUGGAGAGUACCUGGGUGGAGUUGCAGUUGCAGAUAAAUUUAUAUUUUUAAAAUGCAUUGGGAAAAAACUAGCAGUGGUGAAAGCAAAGCAGGAAGCAGAACUGGAACUGAAGUCAUUUGCUCCUCCUUAUGCACUUUAUCCUGAAUUAUAUUUAUUACCUGGAGUGGAAUACUUUGAAGAUGUUUAUCCAUUAUCAUCAUCAACUCAGGAAAGACAUCACUUUAAUGCAGAAGCUAGUAGGUUUGGUCAUGGAUCAAGAUUAUCCUGUCUUCUCCCUCCAAAAAAUGUAAAAAGUAAACAAUUUUUAGAAAGCAGACGAAGCAGUCAUCUGCUAGAAAAUCAGGAAGUGCACAGUCCUGUGGAAUGGGGUGAGAAAGAGUCUGUUCUGGUUUUGCACACAAACCAUGAGCAAGACCAGAACAACAGGAUUCAAGAAAAACAGAUUCAGCUAAGAGAGAAAGAUCAAAAUGGAUCCAGUGGAGCUCUGUUUGUGCCAAGUAAUUCAAAUACUGCAGAUGGGGAAUCUAGGAAGAACUGUACGUUAUUACAGAAAUCUCAGCAAAAUCGUCUCAGCCAGGAUCAAAAAGAGCAUAAUGCUCCCGAAUGGAAUGACAAAGCCAAAAGAACUGCUCUUACUCUUCAUGUAAACCAAAGUGAUGAACAAAGCCAGAAUAACCCACCCCCCUCAAAUUACAUUAAAUAUCAAAAGGAACUAAACCCCAAAUUGCUAGUCAGAAACAUGGAAAAUAACGACCAUCAGGAAGAUACCAAACUAAGAAGGAACAGAACACAGGAUUCUGGAAUUCCUAAAACGUGGGAAGACCAAACCAUGGAAUAUAUACAUAAUAACCAAAGCUUGCAGCAAUAUAGAACUGGCAAGUCUGUAGCUGAUCCUGGUGAAAAACGGGAUAAUCAGGCAGAUGAGGACAACCAAAAUCAUCUUACAUGUCCAAAAGAAUAUCUUUCUCCUCCUUGCCCACCUUUUCUGGCACUUUCUGUGAACCCAGCUCAAGUUCCUGCAAGUCAGGCAGAAAAAAACAAGGUGGCAGAACAACUGCAGCAGAUGAAGAAAGACAGAAGAUGCAUGGAAAAAACUAGAGAAGACCUGAUCAAAAAAGCCAAGGGGCUACUGGAACAAAAUAAGCUGAGGAGAUACCAUGUUCGUGAGGAAUGGAAAAAGAAGUACUUCGAAACAAAGAAAGCUACAGUUUCACUGGAGGGUAUUUUAAACAAACUACGACAAGAUUUAGAGCUUUACUACCAGAAAUUACUUUUGCAACUGGAAGCCAGAGAUACCCGAAAACGACCAACUAAUACAACAAAUUCCAAGAAUAACACAAUCAUCCGGAUUAUUACAGUACAGCGUGAUAUUGAUCAACUGAGGAGGCAGGUGGAUGACACAAAAAUGAAACUUGUAAUAGAAAUCAAGAUGAGAAAACAGGCAGCAUCUGAUUUACGAGCACUGAGAGCAGAGCUGACGCAGAAGAAGAUUCAUUCAGCUUUUAUUCUCCAGUCUGGAAAAUCAGGAAUUUAAGGAGAUGACAUAACUUUGCAGCUGUAAGGUCUACUGAAGCUCUGUAAUGUAUAUAGAAGCUCAAAAUUUCAAAGCUUUUGUUUUUAUAUUCUUAAAGUUCUGUUGUAAAAAAGACAUCAAAUAUGUAAAUGCUGUGGAAUUUGUAUACUAAGCUACUGAGAUACUGCAACUCACUUCUCUUUAAAUCUCACUCUUAUUGUAACACUACCCAGCUAAUUAAACAUGCAGUUUAACAUA
Dromaius novaehollandiae (emu) is the source of this 3973-nucleotide messenger RNA. RefSeq names its product spermatogenesis associated 1 (gene SPATA1). The coding region runs from base 2018 to 3736 and encodes 572 amino acids. The transcript has 13 exons. The record is from RefSeq and is a predicted model, not a curated record. NCBI's taxonomy places the organism in Eukaryota, Metazoa, Chordata, Aves, Casuariiformes, Dromaiidae.